This is a messenger RNA of Uloborus diversus, 676 nucleotides long. RefSeq lists its product as uncharacterized. The record is from RefSeq and is a predicted model, not a curated record. Bases 65 to 568 code for a protein of 167 amino acids. NCBI's taxonomy places the organism in Eukaryota, Metazoa, Arthropoda, Arachnida, Araneae, Uloboridae. The transcript has 6 exons.
GUUGUAACCGGCGUGAUCGCAAGAGUUCUGUUUCUUACGCUUUGAAACGGGUAAAGGUUAAAGCAUGUUGACUAGGGCAUUGCUUUUCAUUUUACUUUUCACGAGUGAUAUCAAUCGUCAGAAAUCGAAUUUUAUGGUUUUGUCCGCAGCUUCUUCAGCAGACAGAGAAAGAGACUAUUAUCCGUGCUACCGUGAUCUUAAUUGUGAAUUAGGAGAAGAAUUAGAAACAAGAGCCAUGGCUUGUUUAGAAGUUCUUCAGGAUGAGAGCAGAGAGGAAGUGUUUGAAUGGAUUAAAGAAGCGUCAAAAGGCAUCAUAACCAGUAGCGACCUUGAUGAGUAUCAUGAGAGACUUUGUGCAGCAGACGAAAACCUAAGAAAAGAAGGAUUUCGCAGCGUAAUGCAAAGAACUUUCGAUUAUUUUAUGAUGAAUUGCAACGGAGAAUCCGAAUCAGAUAUGUGUGAAAACAUUCGAGAAAUGGCGGGUUGCCUCUUUGAUCUUGUUGAAGAGAAUGUUGAGAAAGAGAAGUGCGGAUAUCUCGUUGAUCUUCAGAAAAGAAAGCUGAAAUGAAAACGUUUUAUGCGAUGGUCAUGGAUGGCGGUGUUGGCAUCGGCGUUUCUUUGUUCUGAUCCAAAGCAUUUGUGUGUCAAUUAAAUCUGAAAAUAAUUAUGGAAAAAA